AUGUGGAUUGCGCCCGACGCGACGCAGGCAGGACGCAGCAAGGAAGAGAGGAGGCCGGCAACCGACCCGCCGAGGAGAGCGAUCGCCCGCGUGCCAUCGAUAGACGCCGGCGGCGACGCGGGCGAGGACCCAAGAGCGCUGGUGUCGCUCCUCGAGCGCGUCCUGCAAAAGAUCUCGUCGAUCCCGGGGGCACUUGAAGCCAUCUCGUCGGAUCCAGCGCUCUUGUGCGAGCUGCAGCAACACGAGCUGCUCUUCUACCCGAGCAGCACGCCGACGCGAACGUCGCUGUCCGCGCUCGACAGCAACGUGGUACCUCUUGGUGAGUUGCAGUCGAGCCAACAAGAGCUGAUGGGCGACGACGAUGGCGACGACUUUCCUGUCGCCUUUGCGCCGCCGCAGCACAAGCCAGCGUCGUCGUCCAACGUCGCGAUCCCUGCAAUGGCGCUGCUGCCACCGCCGCCCAUGUCGGCUUCGCUUGCGUCCAACUCGCCGAGCUUCUCGAUGGGCAUGCUCAGCAUGUCGCCAGGUACGUACUCGCAGGACGGCGAACCGGUCUCUGCGCUCUGGCCACGCCAGCCCAACGAGUUUGCCUUUACGCAAGAGGACGAGAGCAAAGAAGACGAGCUCUACAAUGAAGUGCUUUGCUCGGACGACGACGACGACCACGAUGCGAGCAAGGUGUUUGAGAUGGACAUGGAAGAGGACGACGAUGCGCCGUUUUUGCACGAUGCGACCGCCGUCCUGCGCGACGAAGAGACGCUGCAAGACGACGACGAUGACGACGACGACGACGGGGACGACGCCGAGAUCCAGUACGAGACCAUGCGCCUGCGCAUCGUGCGCGAGAAGAACAAGACGGGCUUUGAGCCGAGCCAAGAGUGGGAAGCCCACGCCGGCGUGCUCCUCGGCGGGCAAUACAGCAUCCACGGGCUCAUUGGCGAGGCCGUGUUUAGCCAAACGUACAAGGCGACCGACACGCGGACGGGGCAGCUCGUGUGUCUCAAGGUCAUCAAGAACAACAAGGAGUACUUUGACCAAGGCCUCGACGAGAUCCGCGUCCUCGAGUACAUGCGCAACAGCGUCGACGACAUUGACGCCGUCCACGUCUUGCGCCUCCUCGACUGUUUUUACUACAAGGAGCACCUGAUCUUGGUCACCGAGCUCUUGCGCGACAACUUGUACGAAUUCUCGCGCCUCGUCCGGACGCAGCCGGACGCGUCCGCCCUCAGCGCGUACUUUACGCUGCCGCGGCUCAAGAAGAUUGCGCUCGAGUGUCUCGAGGCGCUUGCGUUUCUGCACCGCCAGCACAUUGUGCACUGCGACCUCAAGCCCGAGAACAUUGUCAUGAAGAGCGUUCAGAGAUGCGAGAUCAAGGUCAUCGACUUUGGCUCGGCGUCCUUUGUCUCGGACGAGCUCACGUUCUACGUCCAGUCGCGCUCGUACCGCGCGCCCGAGGUCAUUCUCGGCCGCCGCUACGAUGAAAAAGUCGAUGUGUGGUCGCUCGGGUGCAUCUUGGCCGAGCUCUACACGGGCCACGUGCUCUUUGCGAACGACUCGGUGGUCUCGCUCCUCGGACGCAUGAUGAGCAUCCUCGGCGCAUUCCCAACCUCGAUGCUGCGGUCGUCGCCGGACGUCGCCAAGUACUUCGACGCCGACUUUGUCUUGCGGUCGCCAGUGCCCCCGAAAACGUCGCUGUGGCACGUCCUCCACUGCGCCGACCACCUCUUCAUCGACUUUCUGCAGUCGCUCUUGACGGUCGACCCGAGUUUGCGCGUGACGGCGGCCGUCGCGAUCCAGCACCCGUGGCUCCAGACCAACGUCUUUGGCCGCCACUGA
Messenger RNA from Saprolegnia diclina VS20, 1836 nucleotides. Its product is annotated as CMGC/DYRK protein kinase. Gene Ontology annotation, cellular component: cytoplasm. Gene Ontology annotation, molecular function: protein serine/threonine kinase activity; ATP binding; protein tyrosine kinase activity. The transcript is spliced from 4 exons. NCBI's taxonomy places the organism in Eukaryota, Oomycota, Saprolegniomycetes, Saprolegniales, Saprolegniaceae. Gene Ontology annotation, biological process: peptidyl-serine phosphorylation; peptidyl-threonine phosphorylation. The record is from RefSeq and is a predicted model, not a curated record. The coding region runs from base 1 to 1836 and encodes 611 amino acids.